Messenger RNA from Nestor notabilis (Kea), 1953 nucleotides. RefSeq names its product kizuna centrosomal protein (gene KIZ). Gene Ontology annotation, cellular component: centrosome. The record is from RefSeq and is a predicted model, not a curated record. The transcript is spliced from 15 exons. NCBI's taxonomy places the organism in Eukaryota, Metazoa, Chordata, Aves, Psittaciformes, Psittacidae. Gene Ontology annotation, biological process: spindle organization. Bases 1 to 1953 code for a protein of 650 amino acids.
AUGGCUCGUGCUCCCAAGAGCCUGGCCCACAUCUCUCUUUUCUUCGAGUAUCUUGGUUAUGAAGUGCUUGAGAAGUCAGACACCAGAUAUAAGCUUCUGAUAGUCAGCACUGACUGCCUUGAGACUUGUGAUUUAAGUGAAGGCGAAAGAAUGGAGUUAGAAAGGAAACUGAUAGAAUACAGGAAGUCGGAUGCAUGCCUAAUGAAAUUGAAAUACAUGAAGCUGAAAAACUACUUGCAAGAAGUACAUGAGCGCCAGAAAGAAGCUAAUCUGCGGAACCAGACCCUGCUGAGGGAGUUUGACCAGUUUGAGGCUCAAAUGAAAACUUCAAGCUCGGAGAUGGCUCGGAAGAUGGAAGCAUGGUACAGAAGAGAAAUUAAACGCGUGUUAUCACUUGGAGAGGAUGACUUGGCAGCAGAAGGUGACGAGGAAGGGGACCGCACGGAGCAGAUGCUGUGGGCAGGAAUCAGCACCAAGACAGCCAUGCCAAGACAACUGCAUCAUCCAGCAACAGGCUUGAUGAGCCACCACACAUCAGCCAUCUCAGAUGACGGGGAUUUGGGCAUCCAGCAGAACCCCCUCCAGUCCACAGAGAGCUGCUCAGUGCCUGACCCACCUUCGUGCCUUCCAUCACUUGAAGGACUUGGUCUGGAGAGCAGCAGCAUUGAUUUAGAGAGAGAUGCACCAGUGGAGGGAGCAGCGAGACCUGGGGACGUGGCUGCCAGUGAGGAAGGCUCCGAGGAGCUCAUCUCCUCAGCUUCUGGUAGUAAACCAGGUACUCCUGAGGAGGAACAGCCACAGGGAAGCGUCCCAGGACCAAAGCCGUGCCUGGGUAACGGGUGGACUCCCAAGGAGGUGAGCUGGGACAUCAGCCCUGUGCUCCCAGUCCCUGCCAGCACCGAGGAGGUGAUGCCGAGCGUGCCGCAGGGAUCGGCCUCGCCAGCGGCAGGCUGGGAGCUGGGCAGCGAUGCCCACGCUGAGGAAGACUCCCCAGCACACACACCAAACCCUCCCGUGGAGCAGGAGGAGCUGCCCUCGGUCAGCUCAGCGCCAGGCGGCUCCCAUGGGAUGCUGGCAGCCCUCUCCCGUGCACUGGAGCUCAUAGAAGACAUGGUGAGGACGAGCCCCCGGCGCCAGGCACUGUAUCAGGGCAAGCACGUGGUGACACUGGAGCUGCUCAGCUUUUGUAACGGGGCCGUCAGGCUGAAAGACGGCGACCUUGAAGCAUGCGAAGCUGUCGUCCUUCAUCAGCUUCGGGCUUCCUUACAGAGCACGCUGAAUGGCUGCCUCCUACCUGAGAACACGCUCCGUGCUCAAGGCAGAGCGGAGGAUGAAGAGCAAAGCAGGCCGGAGCAGCGGUGGGACAUGGACAUGCUGCGGGCUUGCCUGAGCAACCAUGCCCUCUUCCUGAGAAGGCACCAGGUUCAGCUCCCGGAAGACGUGUCGGAGAUGUUCGAAAGCCUGUUGGCACAAGACAGCCAGGCUCUGCCGGGGUGGAGAGAGGCCCUUCCAGAAGAGAGUGGGGACAGGUCAUCUACUCAGAGUAAUGAAUCCUCAUGCAGCUUGUCAUGCACCCCAAACGAUGGCGGGGAAACAGAGGAGGCAGAACACGCUCCCGGGCUCGCCGGCACGGGAGGACAAGGAGUCGCAAGCUGGUGUGAAGAUGAGAGCAAGGAGAAAAGUGCAGUCGAAAAGAUUCCUAUUACAGGUUGGGAUGUUGGUUAUAACGGUUCCAAAGCAAGAGAAAGCCAAGAAACACAGUCGGAAACUAGUCCCUCGUCGAGCCAAAGUCUUCCCUUGUCAAGGGCUGAAACCAGGAAGGGAACAGUAGCUGCUAUAAAAUCCAAAGCUUUCUGGGGCGAAUCUGACGAGAGCAGCUCUGAGCUCGAGGCUGCUCUGCGCCCCCAAGGCCACAGCACAGGGGCAGAUGAAUUUGAUGACUUCUAUGAUUAA